AUGGAUAUGGACAGCAAUCAAGAUUCACAACAGCUUAAUCAGUCACCGAAUACGGAUACGGGUACGGGUAUAGGUACUGGAACUGGCACUGGCACUGGAACUGGCACUGGAACUGGCACUGGAACUGGCACUGGAACUGGCACUGGAACUGGCACUGGAACUGGCACUGGAACUGGCACUGGAACUGGCACUGAAACUGGCACUGGCACUGAAACUGGAACUGGAACUGGAACUGGAACUGGAACUGGAACUGGCACUAGCACGGCCACUGACACUAGCACAUCCACAGGCACUAGCAGGGGCACAAUACGAAACGGAUUUGACAAUUUUCGUCAAAGAUUCGAUCCACAGUCUUUGGGCACAACUUCCACAGCAACUGGGAACAAUCAAGCAAAUGCAAGUACAACCCCCACCACAAACCUUCCCAACACAAGUCUUAGAGACUUUUUACGUGGCAGCGGUCGUGAGGAAAGCGCCACCAUUAUUACCGUUGACUAUGUAUUUUCGGAUGAAAAUAGACCAACUACUCCAAAUAGGUCAGGAUCCUUAGUUCUUUCGUUGCCUAAUACAUCUACCACUAGAGAUCCCAGUGUGGUACAGGAGAUGAUAAGAAUGGCAACUCAAAUGGCUUAUUCUUUGAUAAUGACUAGUAUCCGAAGUCAAAAGAAGGGAAUCAAACUCUCAAAAUUCAAAUCAUUUGAAAAAGUGAAAUUGGCAAAUUUACUUGAUGAGACAAGAGUAUGUUCUAUUUGUUUGGAGGAAUUUGAGCCGUUGGAGGAUGAAAAAGAAGUGGAGAAUAUGAAUGAGAAGGAGAAGGAAAGCGAGUCUUGUGUUGAAGAAGACCUUGACGGAUUUAUUACAAGCAAGAAAAGAAGACUCCUGAAUAUAAAGUCUAAGUUGAUGAGGAGAUUCUCUAGAUCAAAGACUGAGUUAAUUGAUGAGCAUUCACUGUCUGGAGAAGCAUCAAACUCAUCACUUCUUUCAACUGAUGAUGCAAACGCUAAUACUGCUUCAUUGCCACAUACAUCUACGGAAGCAUCUGCUGCUGCUGCUGCCACUACUACCAAUACUACGACUAAUGCUACGACUAAUCUGCCAACAACUUCGGUUCCUCCACCAGAAGCGGAACCAGUCUAUCUUCUUGAUUUCACGGGGCUGCUUUCACAUAGUGCAACCAAACUACCAUGCAAUCAUAUAUUUGGAGAAGAUUGCUUAUGUGAGUGGUUGAAGGAAAAUUCAACUUGCCCAUUAUGUAGGUUUUCACUUGUUGAUACAAGUGAAUCAUCAAGAACAAAUAACGAUGAUAAUAACAAUGACGGUAAUGAUAAUGAUGGAGGGAUAAGAGAUGCUAAUGGUAUAUUUGGAGGGUCGUCUUCUCAGCGUCGUAAUAUCAAUGGACAAACAUUUACCAUUUUUUCAUUUCCGUCACCUGGAAACAAUGGGUCCAACUCAAACUCAAACUCAAACUCAAACUCAAAUUCAAAUUCAAAUUCAAGCUCUAGUUCAAAUGGUUCUAAUCUCAAUAGAGAUGAGAGCAAUACUAGACCGGCUGCAGCCAAUAGUGAUACCAAUACAUCAAAUACCUUUCGUUCGCCAUUUUGGCAUUUUUCCGAUAGUUUACAACAACACAUAGGGAAUGCAUUAGAUACGGGAUCUAGUAAUCGUUUUACGGUUGAUCAUCUAGGUGGGUUUCUGAGUAUAACUCGGAGACAUCAAUCGGGAUCAAACCAAAACACUAAUGAUACCACAUUUUAUACUUUAGUUAAUCCAAGAGGCAAUAGAAGAGAAACAAGAUCCAUGGAGUCCGCCACUUCGGCAUCUGGAAAUCAGACUGGAGAAAAUAACCAAACGAAUCAAUCAAUAUUACCGCAAUUAGAUUUUUCUACAAUUUCUCGAGUAAUUCAAAAUUUAUAUCAACUGUUUGGCACUGGUCAGAGAAGUGAGACUACAACUACACAACAUCAACAACAUUUUCAACAGCAACAGCAACAGCAGCAGCAACAACAACAACAACAACAACAACCUCCUGACUUUACCGAAAUUAUGAAUCUCAUUUUUGAUAGUUUUCAACCGUCUGGGAGGCAUACAGACUCCUUUGCUAACGUUUUGAGGAGAAAUGAAAACAGAGAGGGAGCUUCUCUUGCUAAUAAUGUAUCAUCAUCAUUAUCUGCUGCUGCUGCUCAGAGCAACGCAUCAACAACUCCUUCUUUUUCUUCUUCUUCUUCUUCUUCAUCAUCAUCAUCAUCAUCUUUUUCUUCUCCUUCUCCUUCAACAAUACCACCACUUGCUCCACCUGCCGUGGAAGCAAUCAAUACUGCUAAUAGCAACUUUUUGGGGUCUAGUGCAGUUCAUUCAAGAGUCAACGAACUUAGACAAACAAGAGGAUUCACAAGCAGAAGCAGCAGGAGCAGCAGGAGCACAAGUGAUUCCAAUACAACAGGGAGGAGUUUUGAUGAUGAUGUUUCUACACUUGUUAGUGUAGAGCGUGCACCUUCCCCAUCAGCAUUACCACCUACAGUUGAUUCCAACUGUAUUAAUGAGGCGAGAAAUGGAAGCUUUUCUUCAUCUGUGUUAUCAGUUAACGAAGAGGACGGAGAGGACGAAGAGGACGGAGAGGAAGAAGAGGACGAAGAAGAAGUUAUGGUUUUGAGAAGAGGUAGCAACGAUGGCAAUGGCUGUUUAGGCAUUAGAGAUAAUGUUGGCGGGUAUAACAAUGAAGAAGAAACUAACCAUUGUGAGUUCAACACUGUUGACAGUAAUGGCAAUAGCAGCAGUGGAUCCAGAUUAGGUAAUUUUUUUACUCAAUUUAUGGGAGGAAAUAGGAGAACUACUUGA
Molecule: messenger RNA, 2835 nt
Organism: Lodderomyces oxycetoniae
Lineage: Eukaryota; Fungi; Ascomycota; Pichiomycetes; Serinales; Debaryomycetaceae
Product: SAN1
Exons: 1
Coding region: 1-2835 (944 amino acids)
Source: RefSeq, a predicted model, not a curated record